AUGCCAUUCAUCGGAGAGUUGCCUGGGUUGUGGUGGGAUGAAGAGAGGAGCAAGUACUAUCCAUUGUCGAUGAAGAAUAAGAGUACUAGCACUACAACGAAAACGAUUGCUUCAACGAAUACCCCAAUCACACCAAAUCACAACAUCCACAUUCACCGCCCACUCCACCUCCGCUACACAGACAUACUUGAUUUAAAAAACAAUCAGACAACCAAGCUACUGCGUACUGCUACUGCACGAAAGUACCACCACUUUUACCCGAUUCGCGCAAUUGCUCAAUUGGGCAAUGGCAAGGUAGUAGUGGCCACUUCGCAGAUGAAUUCACAGGUGCAGUUAGUGGAUCUUGAGAGUGAUCAGCGCAGGUUUAUACUUGAGUCGAGUCCAGGUUGUGUGGUGGGUGUGGUGGGAGGUGGAGGUGCUGUAGCUGUUGCCGGUGGAGAAUUCCGCGGUGGAAUUGGAGAAUCGCAAUCACAUCGAGUUGGCAUUAUCAAAGUCGCUUCUAACGUAACUAAUCUGUUCGAGACCAACUUUGAUGCACAGUCACUCGUACAUAUAGCUAGCAUUCCCAAUCCAGACUACAUGGACUGCGCUUGGGAUGGCCAGCGGUAUUUGCUCGCAGUUGGGAAGACGUUGAAUAGGAUUGACAGGAGUACUCAGCGUGCACAGAGGAUCAGGUACAAAUCAGAUGUCAUCUCCGUCGCUGCACUCUCACCGAAUGAGACUAUCUGUGGCUUACGCAACGGGGAAUUGCACUUGCAUGACUGGCGGGGGCGUGCUGAGCCAGCAAGGCCGGUGCACGUAUUCAGCAAAUCAGUAAACCGACUCUGGAGGCUAGGUGAAGGGAGUGUGUUCAUUAUAUCUACAAUGUUCAGCCAACUGUUUCUGUACGAUAUUCGGAGAAAGAUGUUUAUGUCGUCACUCCGCGGAAAUAAAAACGGAAACGUGGUGAAGCUGCCAUUCACAGUGGUGGGUGGUGCUAGUGAUGCCCACCUAUGCAUUGUAGGUGAAGAUGCAGUGCUGCGAACAUGGUCGCUGCGAACGUCCGAACUCAGAGGUGCUCGAGCGUGCAGGAAUACGACCAUGUCCGUUGAAUCUGUCCAAACAAAAGCAUUUCAAGAUCAGAAGCCAGGUACUUCUGGUCUGAGAAAGCGCGUUAAAGUGUUCCAGCAAGACCACUACACUGAAAACUUUGUAUGGGCCACGCUGCAAGCCAUGAAAGCGCCAUCCGCCAAAGGCUCUACUCUCGUUCUCGGCGGUGAUGGCCGCUACUACGGCAUUGAGUGUGCACAGAAAGUACUCAAGCUGUGUGCAGCUGCUGGCGUUAACAAGGUCAUCGUUGGCCAGAAUGCUAUCCUCUCCACCCCUGCUGCCUCCAACUUGAUCAGAAAGUAUAAGGCUGACGGCGGUAUUCUCAUGACGGCAUCACACAACCCAGGUGGUCCAGAUAACGACUUUGGUAUCAAGUUCAACGUCGCAAAUGGCGGUCCUGCUCCAGAAUCUGUCACCAAUGACAUAUUCAACAUCACAAAGACCAUGUCCACUUACUCAAUCGCUCAAUUGCCUGACCUCGAUUUGAGCAAGAUUGGCAGCUACAAACACGGUAACUUGCAAGUUGACGUCGUUGACUCUGUAUCUGACUACGUUGAAUUACUCAAGAGCAUUUUCGACUUUGCUCUCAUCAAGAAAUUCCUUAAUGAGAAUCCUUCCUUCAAAUUCCUCUUUGAUGGCUUGUCUGGCGUUACUGGCAGCUACGGUCAGGCUCUUUUCCUCGGUGAACUCGGCCUCUCCAAGGAUAGCGUGCAAAAUGCAACCCCACUACCAGACUUUGGCGGUCUCCACCCAGAUCCUAACCUCACCUACGCGCACGAUCUCGUUGAGCGCGUUGAGAAGGAUCAAGUCACUUUCGGUGCUGCCUCUGACGGUGACGGUGACAGAAACAUGAUUAUCGGUAAGGGUGUUUUCGUCACUCCUUCAGAUUCUGUUGCAAUCAUCGCCGACUGGGCACACGUCAUUCCAUACUUCAAAGGUGGUUUGAAGGGGUUAGCGAGAUCGAUGCCAACUUCUGGUGCCAUUGAUAGAGUCGCUAAGGCUAAGGGUGUUGAAGGAUUCGAAGUCCCAACUGGCUGGAAAUUCUUCGGUAACCUCAUGGACGCUGACAGACUGUCCAUCUGCGGUGAGGAGUCAUUUGGUACGGGUUCCGACCACAUUAGAGAGAAGGAUGGCCUUUGGGCGAUUGUAGCAUGGCUCAACAUCAUCGCUGCUGCCAACGAAUCACACAAGGGCUGGAACAUUAAGGAUAUCCUCCAAGCUCACUAUACCAAGUACGGUCGUAACUUCUUCUCAAGAUAUGAUUACGAGGAGGUUGACUCGAAUGGUGCGGGUAAGAUGAUUGAUCAUUUGCAAAACUCGUUCGCAUCCAUCCAAGGUGCUCAAUUGAAGGCGACAACAUCAGACACUAGAUUCACCGUUAAAGAAACAGGUAAUUUCUCCUACACUGACCCAAUCGACGGCUCAGUAUCCAAGAACCAAGGUCUUUACGUUGUCUUUAGCGAUGGAUCAAGAAUCGUCGUUAGAUUGUCUGGCACUGGAUCGGCUGGAGCGACUAUCAGACUGUAUGUGGAGAAGUACUCGACGGAGAAGGGUGAAUAUCAGCAAGAUGCGCAAGUUGGGUUGAAGCCACUUAUCGAGGUUGCUUUGCAAUUGUCUAAGUUGCAAGAGUUCACUGGAAGAGAGAAGCCUACUGUUAUAACCUGA
Wallemia ichthyophaga EXF-994 is the source of this 2754-nucleotide messenger RNA. RefSeq names its product putative phosphoglucomutase. The coding region runs from base 1 to 2754 and encodes 917 amino acids. The record is from RefSeq and is a predicted model, not a curated record. Gene Ontology annotation, cellular component: cytosol. Gene Ontology annotation, molecular function: protein binding; phosphoglucomutase activity; magnesium ion binding. The transcript has 6 exons. Gene Ontology annotation, biological process: carbohydrate metabolic process. NCBI's taxonomy places the organism in Eukaryota, Fungi, Basidiomycota, Wallemiomycetes, Wallemiales, Wallemiaceae.